Messenger RNA from Amblyraja radiata (thorny skate), 2994 nucleotides. It is a transcript of the gene hid1a, whose product is annotated as HID1 domain containing a. Lineage: Eukaryota; Metazoa; Chordata; Chondrichthyes; Rajiformes; Rajidae. Gene Ontology annotation, cellular component: Golgi medial cisterna; Golgi trans cisterna; membrane. The record is from RefSeq and is a predicted model, not a curated record. The transcript is spliced from 20 exons. Bases 51 to 2498 code for a protein of 815 amino acids.
GCGGGGCAGCGCUGUGUCAGUCAGUCGAGCGGCCGAGCGCUGGCGGAAGGAUGGGGAGCGCUGACUCCAAGCUGCACUUCAGGAAGGCGGUGAUCCAACUCACCACCCGGACUCAGCCAGUUGAAGCCACUGAUGAUGCUUUCUGGGACCAAUUUUGGGCUGACACAGCCACAUCCAUCCAGGAUGUGUUCACUUUGGUGCCAGCAGCCGAGAUAAGAGCGGUCAGAGAGGAAUCGCCCUCCAACUUAGCUACCCUGUGCUACAAGGCUGUUGAAAAGUUGGUGCAAGGAGCAGAAUCGGGCUGUACAAGUGAGAAGGAGAAGCAAGUUAUGAUAAACUGCACCCAGCUGAUGACCCGCAUCUUGCCGUACAUCUUUGAGGACCCAGACUGGAGAGGCUUCUUUUGGUCGACAGUCCCUGGUGCAGGGCGUGGAGGGGCCUGUGAAGGAAAUGACGAGAAUGCUCGGCCUCUUGCUGAAUCGUUGUUGCUCGCUAUCGCUGACCUGCUUUUCUGUCCUGACUUCACUGUCCAGAGUCACAGGAAGCCUGGACCGGAGAUUGCUGAGGACCUUCACUCUAUUGACAGCUGCGAGUACAUCUGGGAAGCAGGGGUGGGCUUUGCUCAUUCACCUCCUCACAGCCACAUCCAUGACCUGAACAGGACAGAGCUGCUGAAACUGUUGUUGACGUGUUUCUCUGAGGCCGUGUACCUUCCACCCACAUCUGAGGGGAACGUUCUCAAUCCCUGGGUCCAGUUCUUCUGCUCCACAGAGAACAGGCAUGCACUACCGCUGUUUACAUCCCUGUUGAACAUUGUCUGUGCCUACGAUCCUGUAGGGUAUGGGUUCCCAUACAACCACCUACUCUUCUCUGACUAUCGGGAGCCCCUGGUUGAGGUGGCCGCCCAGGUUCUCAUUGCUACCCUGGAGUAUGAUGCCUCCACCAGCCAGAGCCCUUCAGUUGAUGGGACCACAACAAGCACAGCCAUGGAUGACACUGAGCCUCCUGGUCCUGAGAAUCUGUUUGUCAACUAUCUUUCCCGAAUCCACAGAGAAGAGGAUUUUCAGUUCAUUCUGAAGGGCCUUGCUCGCCUGCUCAACAACCCGCUGCUGCAGACUUACCUGCCAAACUCCACCAAAAAGAUUCAGUUCCACCAGGAGCUGCUGGUCCUCUUCUGGAAACUCUGUGACUUCAACAAAAAAUUUUUAUUCUUUGCACUGAAGAGCAGUGAUGUCCUGGAUGUCUUGGUCCCCAUCCUGUACUACUUGAAUGAUGCCCGAGCUGACCAGUCCCGAGUGGGUUUGAUGCACAUCGGGGUCUUCAUCCUCUUGCUUCUCAGUGGAGAACGCAACUUUGGCGUCCGGCUGAACAAACCCUACUCGGUCCGUGUGCCCAUGGACAUCCCAGUCUUCACAGGGACGCAUGCCGACCUUCUGAUCGUUGUGUUUCACAAGAUCAUCACAAGCGGACACCAGCGUUUGCAGCCGCUUUUCGAUUGCCUGCUCACUAUUGUUGUUAACGUUUCUCCUUAUCUGAAGAGUUUGUCCAUGGUUGCUGCCAAUAAACUUCUGCACUUACUGGAAGCCUUCUCUACAACAUGGUUCCUGUUUUCCGCAUCCCAGAACCACCACCUGGUCUUCUUCCUUCUUGAAGUCUUUAAUAACAUCAUCCAGUACCAGUUUGAUGGGAAUUCAAACCUGGUCUAUGCCAUCAUUCGGAAGCGCAAUGUCUUCCACCAGCUCGCCAAUCUCCCGACUGACCCUACUGCCAUCCAGAAAGCUUUACAGAGGAAGAAGAAAUCAGCUGAGCCCAUCUCGCGGACGAACUCCCAGGAGGGCAUGUCCAUGGAAGGAUCGCGGCCGGCAGCUCCGGCAGAACCUGGCACACUGAAUGCCAGCCUCAUUGCAACCCCAGAUAUCGAAAAACUUACGGAGAAAUCGCAGGUGUCCGAGGAUGGAACACUGAGCCGGGUGGAUCAGGAUCAGGUUAAGACCGACACCCCUCCUGAGGACUGUGCUCCGACAGUGACCAGUGACACAGAAUCUACCAGCGGGACAUGUGGUGUUCAGGAAAAUGCAGUUGUUUGCCAAGCUGUCUGGAAGACAAUUCCGCAGAACUCGGAGAGGAGAAGGAAGCCAUCCGGCUUUUCGACAAGUAAUCACUGGUCACCAAGCCCUGACUGGGCGAUAUCAUGGAAAACAAAGCUCCCCCUACAAACAAUCAUGCGCCUGCUACAGGUUCUGGUUCCACAAGUGGAGAAGAUCUGCAUUGACAAAGGUCUGACGGAUGAAUCGGAGAUCCUGAAGUUCCUGCAACAUGGCACGCUGGUAGGAUUACUCCCAGUGCCACAUCCGAUCCUCAUUCGCAAAUACCAGGCCAACGCGGGCACGGCAAUGUGGUUCCGUACAUACAUGUGGGGUGUCAUUUACCUGAGGAAUGUCGACCCACCCAUCUGGUAUGACACAGACGUAAAGCUCUUUGAAAUUCAACGGGUUUAAGGAACCAAAAUGGAUUUGUGCAAAUAUUUUGACCAAAUAUCUUCAUUUUAAUUCUCAAUUCACUGGCUGGUUUCUGCCUUCUUUACCUACACUAUUUGUUCCUACUUUUCAUGUUUACUGCUGAUGCUAACUGUGUGCUGGAUCAGAGUGGUGGAUCCCUGCUCCAUCAGUGAUCAGAGAUGCCACCAGCCCAAGACAGCCCUCCAGCCCGAGUUACCCCCUCUCCACACGAGCGGUAGUCCGACAGCACUGGGCAGCCCCGUGCGAGUGACCAAGCUGGAUCCUCGUCUGCCAUUGCCCUUUGCUGGUCACAGUUCUCCCUGGACAAUAGUUUUGCCACUACAGUUCAUGAAUGGCAGCAAUUCAAUGUCAAGAGUCAAUAGACAAUAGGGGCAGGAGUAGGUCAUUCGGCCCUUCGAGCCAGCAUCGCCAUUCAAUGUGAUCAUGGCUGAUCAUCCCCAAUCAGUACCCCGUUCCUGCCUUCUCCCCAUAUCCC